AUGUUCUACUCGGAGACGCUCCUCCAGAAGAGCGGGCCUCUUGCUCGCGUCUGGCUUUCCGCAAACUUGGAACGCAAAUUAUCCAAGAACCAUAUCCUUCAGUCCAAUGUUACCGACAGCGUCGAGGCAAUCAUCACUCCCAACCAAGCCCCCAUGGCCCUGCGGUUGAGUGGCCAGCUUCUGCUCGGCGUUGUCAGAAUAUACCAACGAAAGACACGUUACUUGCUCGAUGACUGCAAUGAAGCCAUGAUGAAGAUAAAAAUGGCGUUCCGGUCUAGCGGAAACAAUGACUUGGCUGCGAAUCUUCAACUGCCCAACCGCGAAGCGUUGCUUCUGCCCGAUCGCAUUACGCCGUAUGAUAAUUUAGAGUUACCGCCACCUCCAGACGCGUCGUGGUUACUCUCGCAGGUUGAUGACAUCACGGCUACUCCAGUUGGACGCAAUAAAGGGCGUGCCGGCAAUAACAGAGACAUCAACCUACAAGAAGACUUUGAGCUCAGCCAGUUCUUACAAGGAAACAACAGCCAAGAUGCCGACGAGUUUUUGCCGAUGGAAGGUCUGGAGCUCGACCUUGACUUUGGCAUAUCUAUGGAUGACGGCGUCAGCCAAAGCAUCGAAAUAGGUCGAGAUGCACCACCAGCCCGGGACGUGGAAGAUGACGUCUUUAGUGAACUGGACAUCGUGCCUCGCAAGGACACUGCCGAUGUGACUGAAUUGCCAGUUAGGAUCGCCGAAGGAGACAACGAUAUCCCCAUGGGCGGAGACGAUGAGUUUGGUUUCAACGCUGGCGACCAAUCCACGAUUCCUGGGAUGACUUCAACAGCUGCGGACAUUAAUCGCGAAAGAAUAUCGGAAUCACCACUUUCCGACAUUGACGAGAGACUGGCCCAGGAAGUCGAAGCUGAAUACGCACGUCACAACCACACCGACCUGUAUGAGCCUGUAGAAGAUGUAGAGCUCACCAUUGUUCGGAGACCAGCUCAACGGUCAAAGAAGCAAAAGAUCAUGAUGCCCGAUGACGAAAUAGCCCUCUCCGGUAGCCAUAUCAAACAGCAGCAGGCUGACAGGCAAAACAUCAUCAAACCCGCCUCAUUCCUUCCACGCGACCCCUUUCUGCUUGCUCUGAUGGAGAUGCAGAAGAGCGGGGGAUUCGUAUCGUCCAUCAUGACUGAAGGUCGCAGUUCAGCGUGGGCACCCGAACUUCGAGGCAUGUUGUCCCUGGAUACUGUCCGAGGAUUGAGCGAACUCAAGCGGAAGCGUGACAGCGGCGUUGCCGAUGUUGACAGCGACCACGGUGCCGCAAAAUCGCCGCGACUCGAACUCGGAGACGACACAGAUUUCGGCUUUGGAGACAAUGGCUUGGCCGACCAGACUAUGGGAACCGACGGUACGGUCCUGGAGAUACCUGCCGUGGACGACAACAAUGACUAUGAGCGCGACAGCAGUCCGAUGAAUGCGUUUGACGAUACCACAGCCCCGAUUGUGCAUCCUCAGGACAGCGGCCCGGUGUCUAUUGGCACUAAGCACGCCGUACACAUUCUCCGGGACCUGUUCGGGGCCGAGGCGGCGACGAAUGCGGAGAGGCGGAAGAAGAGCUCUGUCGUCUUUCAGAACCUGCUGCCGGAAAGCCAAACAACCAAGGCAGAGGCAACGAAGAUGUUUUUCGAGUGCCUUGUGCUCGCGACCAAGGAUGCCAUAAAAGUAGAGCAAGGGCCCGAGCUGGGAGCCCCGAUCAGAGUCCGGGGCAAGCGAGGUCUCUGGGGAGACUGGGCUGAACGUGAGGCAGGUGGCGAAAUUUCAGAUCAAAACGAGCCUGAGCCUGCGGCAGUCAGUGCGACCGCGGUUGCUGUGGAGGCUUAG
Molecule: messenger RNA, 1860 nt
Organism: Ustilaginoidea virens
Lineage: Eukaryota; Fungi; Ascomycota; Sordariomycetes; Hypocreales; Clavicipitaceae
Exons: 2
Coding region: 1-1860 (619 amino acids)
Biological process (GO): synaptonemal complex assembly; mitotic sister chromatid cohesion; replication-born double-strand break repair via sister chromatid exchange
Cellular component (GO): cohesin complex; synaptonemal complex
Molecular function (GO): protein binding; chromatin binding
Source: RefSeq, a predicted model, not a curated record